AUGCCCACAGCGUCCUCUUCUUCUGCCGCCUCCUCCUCCUCGAAACCCUUUCCUUCCCUUUCUCCCUUUCCCUCUCUUUCUGCCUCUUCUGCUCUCCCGGGUUCCGAUCCCGCUCCCGCCCCCGUUCCCGUCCCCGAGUCGCCCAUCUUCGCCGACGACGCUCGAUCCUCCGCCGCACCGCUCGCUGCCUCCUCUGCUCGUCAAGGCGGCUCUGCCGGCGACGACAUCGAGAUGGAGCCCAUCGCCGGACACCGCCGGCGCAAGAGCAGCCUGAUGAACCCCGUCGGCGCUCAGGCUGGCGGCUCGGCCCACGGCCACCGCUCCCACCCGUCCAUCAGCAUCCCCCAAGAGUCCAAGAUCUUUGAAGACGGCGCCCCGCCGAGGACGGGCGAGUCGUCCAAGGACGACCCGGGCAACGAUAGCUCCAGUGACGAAGACCUCCACGAUGACGAGGAGAUGGGCCUCACGAGCAAGGAUCGCAGUCGAAAGCAAAAGAAGCGGAGGCGGAAUACGAGGCUGGACAACCGCGUUGCUCGGGAAAAGAUUUCGGCCGACGAGGCGAGGGAGGCGGACAAGCUCGUCGUGAAAGACGUAGCAGUCAUUCUCUUGUUCAUCUUGCUGUGGUACAUCUUCUCCUUGUCCAUAUCACUCUACAACAAGUGGAUGUUCGACAAAAACAACCUCAACUUCGCCUUUCCGCUCUUUACAACCUCUUUCCACAUGCUGGUGCAAUUCUUCCUCUCCGGCACCGUUCUCUACUUCAUACCAUCAUUACGGCCGCACAAUGGCCACAACUCCGACGGCGGCCGGUCGCGGCACGAGACCGAGCCAAACAGCAGCCCUCUCAUGACAAAACUCUUCUAUUUAACACGAAUCGGCCCCUGCGGUAUUUCGACGGGACUCGAUAUUGGGCUGGGCAAUGCCUCGCUCAAAUUCAUCAGCCUGACCUUCUACACAAUGUGCAAAUCGUCUUCUCUGGCGUUUGUGCUUCUCUUUGCGUUCGUCUUCCGCCUCGAGACACCGACCUGGCGCCUCGUUGCCAUCAUUGCGACCAUGACUGCUGGCGUUGUCCUCAUGGUAUUUGGCGAAGUCGAAUUCAAGCUGGGCGGCUUUUUUCUCGUCAUAUCGGCCGCCUUCUUUUCAGGAUUCCGAUGGGCGCUGACCCAAAUCCUACUGCUCCGGAAUCCCGCGACAUCGAACCCCUUCUCUAGCAUCUUCUUUCUGACUCCCGUCAUGUUUGUGACUCUCAUCUCUCUCGCCAUCCCGGUAGAGGGCGUGAGCGCCCUGUGGGAGGGACUCAAGACCCUGACCAACGAGUGGGGUGUCGUCAUGACGCCGCUCUUCCUGCUGUUUCCUGGAUGCAUCGCUUUCUGUAUGACAGCAUCCGAGUUUGCAUUGCUCCAGCGCACCUCGGUAGUCACGCUGUCCAUUGCUGGCAUCUUCAAGGAGGUCGUUACCAUUUCCGCCGCCGCCCUCGUCUUUGGCGACAAGCUCACCCUCAUCAACUUCUUCGGCCUCAUCACCACCAUAUCCGCCAUUGUCGCCUACAACUACAUCAAGAUCACCAAGAUGCGCGAGAAGGCGCAGCAGGUCGCCCACGGCCGCCACGGCGACUCCUCCCCGUCGUCGCCGACCAGCAACAGCGGACUCGACAGCGAGGGCGACGACGACAGCGCGGAGGAGACGGCCGGUCUGCUGCACGGCGGCGCCGUCUCGAGGCCGACCAUCAUCACGUCGGACGGCGACAUCCAGCCCAACUUGUCCAAGCCGACAGACGAACGCAGGGAUCACAGGUCGGAGCAUAACGAGUGA
Purpureocillium lilacinum is the source of this 1812-nucleotide messenger RNA. Its product is annotated as triose-phosphate Transporter. Gene Ontology annotation, cellular component: cis-Golgi network; Golgi apparatus; endoplasmic reticulum-Golgi intermediate compartment. Gene Ontology annotation, molecular function: antiporter activity. Gene Ontology annotation, biological process: UDP-glucose transmembrane transport. The record is from RefSeq and is a predicted model, not a curated record. NCBI's taxonomy places the organism in Eukaryota, Fungi, Ascomycota, Sordariomycetes, Hypocreales, Ophiocordycipitaceae.